This is a messenger RNA of Paralichthys olivaceus (Japanese flounder), 3940 nucleotides long. It is a transcript of the gene atcaya, whose product is annotated as ATCAY kinesin light chain interacting caytaxin a. NCBI's taxonomy places the organism in Eukaryota, Metazoa, Chordata, Actinopteri, Pleuronectiformes, Paralichthyidae. Gene Ontology annotation, biological process: apoptotic process. The record is from RefSeq and is a predicted model, not a curated record. Gene Ontology annotation, cellular component: cytoplasm.
GAGAUGCUCUGCAUGGAGAGUGAUGCUGUUGCCAGGGAACAGCAACCACAUAGAGGACCACUGAAAACAGCAGGUUUCAUCUAAUGGAGUAAAGGGACACAGAGACUGGUGUGAAAAGCUGCCUCCCCAGAAAUGAUGUGGAUACAAGACUGGAACUGAAUUAGAGGAGCUGAGAGGCACUGCUGUCGUCUCGCUCUUCACGGCCAGUCUUUCUCCAACAAAGGUGGCCAGAGGCAGAGGAGACGAGGAGGAGGAGGAGGAGGGGGGUCCAUCACAGACAGAGGUGCCCCCUGUCUCCAGACACCUGCUGCUGGCGAGCGGCUGACAUCGAGGACACUGUACGACUGUGUCUGUGCACGAGUGUGUGUGUAUGCAUUUGAAUUAGCCAAACACUGAGAGCAGGGCGAGGGGGAGAUUGCAACCCGACCGAUGCUUCCCCGCAGGCGUGAGGGGAUCAGGACUUUCUUCCCUCGCAUCUUUGCAUCUGUGACCCAGCAGGAGGAGGAGGGAGGACGCACAAGCACAGACCACAGAGAGGGUUUCGAGGGGAUCUUGCACCGCUCAUGCCCCGGCUCUCCUCUCUGAGGGAUGGGCACCACAGAGGCGACUCUACGCAUGGAGAACAUGGAAGUGAAAGACGAGUGGCAGGAUGAAGACUUCCCCAGACCACUACCAGAGUACGGAGACAUGGAUCCCUCCUGUGGUCUCACAGACAACAGAGGCUCUCCCCCUAACUCCCUGAACGUGAGCCCACCUGGAGGAGGAGAUGGCGGUGUGUCCUCAUCCCACCGUAAACGCCGCACGUUGCUCGCCCCGGAGAUGAACCUGUCCCUGGAUCACAGUGAGGGUUCUCUGCUGUCAGAUGACUUCCUGGACACACCGGACGAUCUGGACAUCAACGUUGAUGACAUCGAUACACCAGAUGAGACGGACUCUCUGGAGUUCAUCACCAAUGGCAACGAGUUGGAGUGGGAAGACGACACUCCGGUGGCCUCGGCCAAAGCAGGUCCCGCUAAUGGCUCAGGAGAAAUGGACGAAGAGGGGAACACCAACAAUGGACGCCUCUGGAGAACUGUAAUCAUCGGAGAACAGGAGCAUCGUAUUGACAUGCAGGUCAUCAGACCUUACGUACGGGUCAUCACACACGGAGGAUAUUAUGGAGAGGGACUCAAUGCCAUCAUUGUGUUCUCCGCCUGUUACCUGCCUGACAGCAGCUGUCCGGAUUAUCACUACAUCAUGGAAAACCUCUUCCUCUACAUGGUGAGCAGUCUGGAGAUGCUCGUGGCUGAAGAUUAUCUGAUCAUUUACAUGAACGGAGCCACGCCUCGCAGUAAGAUGCCUGGGAUCAGCUGGCUCAAGAAAUGUUACCAGAUGAUUGACAGAAGAUUGAGGAAGAACCUGAAGUCUCUGGUCAUCGCUCAUCCCACGUGGUUCAUACGCACAGUCCUGGCUAUUUCUAGGCCUUUUAUCAGUGUGAAGUUCAUGAAUAAGAUCCAAUAUGUCCACAGUCUGGAUGAACUGGCCGAGAUCGUCCCCAUGGAGCACGUCCACGUCCCCGAGUGUGUGGUGCAAUUUGAUGAGGAGAGGAUUAAAGUCAGGAGGGAAAGGAUGGAGCAGGAGCAGAGGCAGCAGGAGCAGCAACAGUCAGUCCCUCAGGAGUCAAUGAAAAAGUCUUCAAGGCCAAAGUCGAUGAUAGUAGAUCAAUAGUUGUGAGAAGGACAGAACUCUGCAGGAUGUGACUUAAGUGUUGAGCAUGAAACCUUUGAUUAAGAAGCAGUUUCCUUAUUCUAUCAACAUCCAGCUGAACAUUUGUUCCAUCGUCCUCCAGUCCAAACUUUGAGCGCUCCAUCUCUCCUCCCUCUGUCUGGAACCCUGGAACCAUCUUGUUCUUUCUCUGUGAGAGGUGUAGAUAUCACUGAGGAAGAUGCUGCUCCACUGAGCUUCACUACUUUGCAAGAACUGUUUCUUGAUGAAAACUGAGUUCAUCAGUUCAUUACCCUGCUGUGUGGUCACCCAUAUUGAAAUGUUGCAUCAUCCUGAGGCUCUUUAAGGCCGGAACAAGGACAUGAAAACACUCUACAAUAACUUAAGCAGUAAAAAGUUGUUGUUUUUUUAUUCCGCAGCUUGUUAAUAGGAGUAAAUUCACUGCAUUACCUAAACAAUGCAGAUGUUUGUCUAAAAUCAAAGUUGUUUUCAGAGUUCUCUGCAACAUUAUCAUUUGACAAGAGGGAGGUGUGACUUACACCUGAGAGGUUGAAACUGUGCUCGUGUCUGUGUGACAUCACCGCAUCACUGUGAUCGCACACAUUCAUACUGAUGCUGUUGUCUCAGUAUAAUGCAAAUAUAACAAUGAUGGUAUUCCAUUUGAUCAGAUGCCUUCAUGUUAUAUUUUUUGCCUCAUAGCUGCUGUAUAAAUCAAAUGCUCUCUUAAUGUAUCGACAUUUUGAAGUUGUUGAAAUGUACUAACAUCGCAGACAUAUAGGGAUCCUUUAAAGUUAUUCUUCCUGAUCCCACAGCUUCCUCUGUGCCCUUCCAUCUGUCGUGUGACCUCAUGUCAUGAUGUGCCUCAGUUCUCUGUGUGUUCAUAGAGGAAGCAGAGUUUCCAUCUGCUCAGAAAACCUAUAAGAAUCGUACGUGUUUUAAACUAUUUGCACACUGAUGAGUUAUAUCUGUCUAUUUUGUGUCAUAUGUUGCCACACAACAGAUUUCAUACAUAACACUGACGUGGUUUGGAUGUCAUUGUUUUGUGUCACAUAGCCUGCAUAUUCUGUGAAUGGAGAAGAGUUACCCACAAAAUAAUGAAGAAGACGAAUGUGUGAAAUCUCUGUAAGUGGCUGCAGUCAAGACAAAAUAGACAGAUGUUGCAUUUUAUGGUUCUAUCACAAAGUGUACAUUUUAGUUUCAUUCUUCCAGAUCGUUUGUUGUCAGCUCAGAUUGUGGAAACAUGUUAUCACCGUUGACAAUAUAGGAUAAUAUGCAGCCUCUAAAAGAAAAGUCAUAACUGAGGCAUUUUGAUGUUAAUACAGAGGGAUGCCAUUAAUGUAGCUUAUUCUUAUAUUCUUCUUAAAGCAAGUCUUAUUUUGACAUGUAUAUUUCUUUGUUUGCAUGUAUAAUCCACUACUGAAAGGACCUUUUCUGGGGAUUCCUUCUUUUUUUCUAAUUUUCAAUUUGUUCAGCAAUCAUCUUAUUGUAGCAGGAGGAGAAAGAGAUUUUAUUUUUGUAAAGAACUGCCUGUAUACUGUUGAUAUGUUUUGCACUGUAGGAUUUUGUUGUCUCAUAAUUUUUGAAGUAGAGACUGUGAUAGCUUUAUGUUUAGCUGUGUUUGUGUUGUUGUGAAGGAGCAUGACUGAUCAUGCAGUUGUGUAGCUGUUAGUUCAGCAUGGACAUGAUUAAGUGUCUUUAUUAAAAAAAAAUAGAACUCAUGAAAUGUCUGUUUCUAAACAGCCAUUUCAUUUGGAAUGCUCCUUUUGUUCUGUUGCCUUUCUGUUGUGGGAAUGUUCAAGAAAAGGUUCAACUUUUCUCUACGUUUCAGUCAUUUCUGGAUGUGAUGAUCACAGUAAACCAAACCUGAGCAGUUACAUCAAACAUAUAUCAACCCAGUACAGCAGCCAUAGCUUGUCAUAUAAGGAAGGUUGUUCUGUUUAUAUUCUUUUAGCUGAACUGAGUGCCUAUUUUUGAGCCAAAAGAAAACCAUAUUAAGUAGAGGAAUGUAAAGUGUAACCUUUUUAGAUAUUAGGAUUUACAGGUUAACUUUGUCAAGUUAAACCUGGUAUCAUUGGCAGAAUUUGCUGAUGUGACCUGCUGUUCUGAACAGAAAAGCACAAUGUCUAGAUUAUUAAAAAUUCUUUGCCUACCAUUUGUCUGCUGUGAAAUGUUUGCUCGGAUUUAAAUGGGAAGGAUGAUUCUCUCUAGGUUGCCAUGAUUGUUUCUUCCAUGUAAA